GUUUUUGUCUUAUAACCUCACUUUAGCUUAUUAACUUCAAAGAUUUGAAUUUUUGUAAUUGAGUUAUGAGUUCAGAUUCCGAACCAGAGAUGCAUCCCUACCUUCUAUCCACACACCCCCUUUUAAACCCUUUCGUCUACCAGGAUCCAUUAAGAACUCCCGCUAUAUCUGCAGCGAUUUCCAAUAAUGACAAUGAGAGAGUCAAAAGUCUUUUAUACAGUGGAAAAUGUGUAAAUUAUGCGGAUAACAACGGCAACACGCCUUUACAUCAUGCAGCAUACUUGAAUAGGACUGAAGUUAUUCGUACAUUGAUUGAACACGAAGAUAUCAUUAUAGAUCCCAAAAACUACGAGGGUUAUACUCCUUUACUACUGCACUUAUCAAAUAAUCCAGUGGAAGAAAUUGUGAUGCUUUUAUUGAGUAACGGGGCAGAUGUUAAAACGACAAGUAAGUUAGAUGAAAGUGUGCUACACAUGGCUGUUAAACAUAGCAACAACAACGUAGUUUCUGCUUUAAUAAAGUGGGGAGCGGAUAUAAAUGCUCAAGAUUAUGAACUGUACACUCCCCUUAUAGAAGCUGUUCAAUGUAAUAAUCUGGAACUUGUUUGUUUACUUCUUUAUUAUGAUGCAGAUGUAAAUAUCAUCUCGUCUAGCGGCCUUACAGCUUUCAUGUAUGCCACAAUGAGUUUGCGACAAUAUGAUGUUGCCAAAACCUUAUUUGAUUAUUAUGAUGACUUCUCAUUAGUUUCUAUUUAUGGUGAUACAACACUUUCAUUGGCAGCGAAGGCAAAAAAUCCUAUUGCUAUUGACAUAGUUAAAGCGGCUGGAAUCGGGUACAAUUGUUGCGCAGAACUAUUAAGAAUCUCCUUAACAUUCGAUGAUCUUGAGUUCUUCAAGGAAAUUUGGAAACGCAUAGAUUUCACAGAUCUCACAGUACAUCAUUUAGACUUGACAUAUGCAGUAUUGCAUACGGCUUUACCAAAGCAAGAUUGGCUGGAUUGCAUGUAUUUACUGCUUUCCUCCUCUGUGGCCCAGAAUUUAAUCAGCAAUACAUCUAUAUGUGCCAAGGGAUUAUUUAAAAGGUUAUCUUUUACAUUCCAACAGAAAGGAAUAGAAUUAUCAGAUAGACUGCAGAUUAUGUGUUUAUAUUUAUCAUUAGGUUAUACCACCACACUAGCAGACUUAUCAGCAAUUUAUGAGAAGUACGGUUUCAAUGAAGAAUUACACCUCUUACUUGACCACCCACUUUUGGAAUGUGAUAAUAAGGCAGAAAUAAUCCACCCAAUGGUUACCUUUAUAUUGGGUUUUGAAAAAGAAAUCUGCAAACAGUACCUAAUUAGCUUAUUACAUAAAUAUGCUUCAUGUACAAGCAUUCGUGAUAGUACAAAGAACUUUGCCGCUAUAUUAUAUACUUUUAAAUUUUUUUCAGUUCCUUGUAUUGAAAAACAUUUCCUCAUUUAUUGUUCAAAUAGUGACAUUAAACUGUCAGAUAGAUCCGAAACACCUUGCCUAGUUGAACUUUGCCGAAACAAAAUUCGAAACCAUUUAAGACUGAUUUGCAAUAUAAAAAAAUCACAUCACAUAUACAAUGUUGUUAAAAGGUUGCCUAUUCCUAAGACCAUAUUGGAUAUUUUGCUUUUUAAAAAGCCAUUGUAUUAAGUAUAGGAGUUACUAUUAUUGUUUUAGUUACCAAAUAAUCCACAGUUGUUAAUAAAAAACACUUUUAUUAUAAAAGUAUAUUUUUGUACCUAUUAAA
This is a messenger RNA of Photinus pyralis (common eastern firefly), 1755 nucleotides long. Its product is annotated as ankyrin repeat and SOCS box protein 3-like. The record is from RefSeq and is a predicted model, not a curated record. Gene Ontology annotation, molecular function: protein binding. Lineage: Eukaryota; Metazoa; Arthropoda; Insecta; Coleoptera; Lampyridae. Bases 66 to 1658 code for a protein of 530 amino acids. The transcript has 3 exons.